Mya arenaria is the source of this 1856-nucleotide messenger RNA. Its product is annotated as macrophage mannose receptor 1-like. The coding region runs from base 69 to 1799 and encodes 576 amino acids. NCBI's taxonomy places the organism in Eukaryota, Metazoa, Mollusca, Bivalvia, Myida, Myidae. The transcript has 12 exons. The record is from RefSeq and is a predicted model, not a curated record.
AAAAAAAAUGGCUUGAAAUCUUGUUAUUGUUGACACAACAUUGGGAUUUUAAAGGCGAAUAGGCAAACAUGGAGGUAACGUGGUUGCUUGCGUUUAUUGUGCUCUUCAACAGUGCGGUCAAUGCGGACUAUCCUUGCAUCUGUAACUACAACGUGGAAAAAGAGGUGUUGGGUGAGGUGUCACAGACGGGCAGCCCGAUCGGGUACCUGUACGAGUUCGACUGUAAACCAGAAGGACCGGAUACGGGGAACGCGGGGUGGUUGUCCAUACAGUUUGAAAACCAGUAUGGUUAUCUUCACAAAGAUUCCCAGACAGAGAAACAAACCUGCCCUGGAAAUCCUUCAGCUGGGGAUAUAGUUACAACAACUACUCCAAAGUCUUCGACCACCUCGAUCUCAAUAAGUACAACCCAACUGUUAACGACAACAACACCAAUGCCCCCAUCUCCAUCAACAACUUUAAAAACAACUGCAUCAACGUCUACUCCUACUACUACUACUACGACAACGACGCCGACAACAACAACGACACCGACGACAACGCAGACGACAACAAAAAAGCCAACCACUACAGUCCCAGCAACAAAAACACCAUCGACGACAACUUCUACCACAACAAGAACAACACAGUCGUCACCGAAAACUGCGACAUCAACGGCCACCAAUGCAACUCCAACACAAACGUCGUCUCCCUACGCAGUUUCAUAUGGAUGUAGCAACCACCACCAUGCCGUUGGUUCCUUUGUGUCGAGCACGCUGUUUACCGUCAACGGGCAUUGCUACGAGGCAGUUACAGCAAUACAUUCUUGGAGAGUCGCUGAGAGCUAUUGUGUGAACAACGGAGGACAUCUUGCAUACAUUAGUAGCAAGGGACAACAAGACGCAAUAUACCAAGUUGUUAAGGAGCACAUUGGCCAGAACGUUUGGAUAGGACUCAAUGAUCUGGACAACGAGGGAUCAUAUCGUUGGAUAUCAGGAAACAAUUACAACUACACAAACUGGAAACCAGGAGCCUUGGUGGGUGAGCAUGCUAACGAAGACUGUGUUACCAUGGUUGUUGGAACAUACGGAGGCACCUGGCAGGAUACCUCUUGUAGCAACCUUCUUGGAUACGUUUGUGAUUUCGAUUCCGUAGCGGUUUCAACAUUAGCACCCACAACAACAACUACAACAUCACCAGUAACAACAAUACUAGCUACAACGGCAUCAGCAACAGUUACUUUACCAGUAACGUACGGCUGUACUACUGUUUACCCCCACUAUGGAUACACCGAGGCUGGAACACUGUUCACCAUCAACAACACGUGCUACGAAUUGAACGCUAAUCUACACACUUGGAGAACUGCAAACAGCAUGUGCAACAGCAAAGGCGGUUCAUUGGCAUACAUUGACAACAGACUUGUGCAAGAUGCCAUGUACAACGUUUUGAAGAGCAACUUGAAUCAAAAUGUUUGGAUCGGACUAAACGAUCUACAAUAUGAAGGCUACUUUAGCUGGGUAUCAGGCGAAAAGUUGUCCUACACACUUUGGCACAACGGCUUUGUCGGUUAUAACGACGGCGAGGACUGUGUUGUCAUGAUGGCUUCUACUCCGGAAGGUGCUUGGGAGGAUAAACCCUGCGCGCAAAUGCAUGGCUAUAUUUGCCAGUUUGGAGGUCACUCAAAAUACCAAACAACAUCAACAACUCGGCCUACCACAGUCAUUACAGAUAUUCCGAUUGGCUCAAUGUUUAGCGAUGGAAGUACACGUUUAUGCCCUAGCAGUGUAAGAUCUUUUUCCGACCAAUACGGAACUGUGUAGGCCCAACACGGCCACAGCUGCUACGAGUUACUUAACACCGAGGUAACAUGGUCGUAU